This is a messenger RNA of Amoebophrya sp. A120, 701 nucleotides long. The record is from the annotation of a GenBank genome assembly. Lineage: Eukaryota; Dinophyceae; Syndiniales; Amoebophryaceae.
AAGCAGCGCGCAACACUCUCCUAAAAAUAAGCACGUCAAGGAUCUGGCACAGCUUCGCGACUUGCUUCAUCUGUACGUAGUUUUGCAUCAAAAUCAAAGCACGCCCGUGAAAAUCAACACGAUGCCCACACCUUCUCAGAAGACGUCGAGCACCGUUGGGCGGGGCAAAAAACAGCCGUCCUCCACAGCGUUGGCGGUGGUCACGGCGACGGGUUGCUUUUAUUUUUCGGUGCAAGUCCUUCUCAACUACAUGCCGCACGUCGUGGAGGGUGCGCAGUUAGGGAAGACCAACAAGAAGAGCCUGCUGGCGAUGAACAAGCAAGGCGUCGCGCAAAAAUCGCGGGAGGCGAAGAAGACCCAGAAGACUAAAAAGAAUCUCCGCGCGCAGACGAGCAAGGAAACGCUGCGUCCGAUCUCGAGCGGGAGCGUGCCCGCCGCGGCCACCUGGACGAAUCUGAUCACGACCGCGACCGCGGCCCCCUUGACGAAUAUAUGCAUGAAUGCGAAAAGAGGAUGACCCCAUUGAGUACUACGAAAGAAAUUUUGAAUCAAAAUGCAGCAUUUAUUUUCACACUUUCACUCAUUUACUUAAGCUACGAAUGCCACACGACCGUCAUGAUUGUCCUGAAGAACCGCCCGUGCAGGGGGUGUCUCGUGAAAGUAGCACCUACGCGACUAUGCUCGCAUGAAGAAGUUCUGGA